GUUUAUUCACGCGUAUGAAAGCGGUAUUAACAUCGCGCGGCGGGCGUUACAAAUUGUCGCGUUGUGUUCGAUUUAUUACAGAUCGUAUAGCCCGUCAAACAUGGCUAUACCCAGCUAGAACGCUACGUUGUACAAAAUUACAAAAUAUCAAAUAACGUGACAUUAAUAACGCGUUGUCGCGUUUUGACGGAGUUUUUUCCGGUUUAUUAUUUACUUUACUCUUAAGAUAAUUAUAGACGUGCCGCCAGGCCUAUACCAAAUAACUACAACAAACUUGUUAUAGGUCGCAGCACUUCAUUAUCCGUCGCCCGUCACCCGCCGCCCUACACUAAUAGUGUAACAGGCAACAGCGUCAUUGCUCGUUACUCGUUAGUCGUUUUUCGUUGUCGCAAAUUUUCAUUCAUCGCCGUUGUUCCGUUUUCCCGCGUUUCGUCCUCGUGUGCUGUUUUGCUACAUCUUUCAGAUUUCCGACUUGCAUUUUUUGCUAUUUAGUAUUUAUCGUUACUAGCUUUGACAUCAGUAGUUCAAGCCUCUGUCACAAGAUGUCUUGGGUGAUCAACGAGGGGGCAUCCACUUCUGCCAGUCUGUCGGAAUACGAACUUUUGCGGCAAGAAAACAUGAAUAAACUGCAGGACGAGGUUGGCGAUUUAUUUAAUAAUACUCAGCAAUGUGCGCAGAAGCUUAACCAAAAAAUGCGAUUCCGAAGUGGCAGAAAACCAGCCCAUCGACCAGGCCGGCGAGUUAAAAUAUUUUCUAAAUUAGAAAAAUCAUCUAAUAUGAAGGAGAUUCAAGGUGAAGAUAUUCGUCGUUCGUCACGUGAUAAAAGAAAACAAAUUUAUUAUGAUUCUAAAAAUGACAAUAAUUAUGGAAAAAACAAAAAACAUCGAAAAAAAUACAACUAUCAGAUAAAGUUUUCUUUGAGUAAAUCUAAAGGUUCAAGACAAAAAUCUAGCAGAAAAGUAUCUCGAUUGGAUGUAUCUCAAGUAACAAAAGAAAUGUUAGACAACAUAAUUUACCGCUCGGCUGGAAAAAAAUAUGAUUCUAAAGAAGGGACCACUUGUCACCAAUGCAGGCAGAAAACUAUGGAUCAAAAAUCAUACUGUCGACAUGAGAACUGUAAAGGAAUGAGGGGUAUGUUUUGUGGUUUUUGUUUGGGCAGACGGUAUGGUGAAGAUGUAGCUGAAGCUUUAUUAAAUCCGUUAUGGGCUUGUCCACCAUGUCGUGGACGUUGUAACUGUAGUAUCUGCAGACGUGAUCAGGGCAAAGAUCCAACCGGACAGUUGGCACAAGUAGCUAAAGCUAAAGGAUAUAAGUCUGUUUGUGAUCUGUUAAGGAUAAUAGAAGAAGACGUAGAUAGCACUAAUAAAAACCCUAUAGAUAGCACUAAUAAAAACUUUGUAGAUAGCACUAAUAAAAACCCUGUAGAUAGCACUAAUAAAAACCUUGAAGAUAGCACUAAUAAAAACCCUAUUGAUGUAUGUGAACCAAAAAAUAAUAAUCCUGUUGAAAACAACAAUAAAAUACUAGAUGAAGAUUUAGUUACUUUUGCCCGUAAUCAGUUAAAAAUAAAUAGAUUGAAUGUCAUGGCUGUUAAAAUCAAGUUUGAGCAGUUUAUGUCAAAAGAGAAAGAUAAUUGUCUUAUAAAGGAUGAAGAACAAUGUAACUCUAAAAAUUAUACAGUAACGCCUUGUGAAACUUCAGAAAUGAUUAUUGACAAACUUUAUAAGCAAUUUAUGUUAUCUGCAUUAUUGGAAGAAGAGAACUAAAAAAAAUGCAAAAAAAUUGUCCAAACAUGAGUAUCUAGUAGUAUUACUAUGUUUAAUAUUCUUUCAAGUAUAUAUAUAUAAUUUUUUUCUAACUUGAAACUUUGUUUAUUUUUUACCGUGAGUUACAUUAUAAAGAUAUAGGAAGUAUUUAAAGCUAUAAAUUUAAGUUUAACUGUUGAGAAAAUGUUGAUUUGAUUGUAAAAUUAUUUUUUUGGAAUUACUAUUUACAAGAUAUUAC
Melanaphis sacchari is the source of this 2004-nucleotide messenger RNA. Its product is annotated as cell division cycle-associated 7-like protein. The transcript is spliced from 6 exons. Gene Ontology annotation, cellular component: nucleus. Bases 543 to 1766 code for a protein of 407 amino acids. Gene Ontology annotation, biological process: regulation of DNA-templated transcription. NCBI's taxonomy places the organism in Eukaryota, Metazoa, Arthropoda, Insecta, Hemiptera, Aphididae. The record is from RefSeq and is a predicted model, not a curated record.